Messenger RNA from Erythranthe guttata (spotted monkey flower), 3424 nucleotides. It is a transcript of the gene GC6, whose product is annotated as golgin Putative 6. Lineage: Eukaryota; Viridiplantae; Streptophyta; Magnoliopsida; Lamiales; Phrymaceae. Gene Ontology annotation, biological process: vesicle fusion with Golgi apparatus; intracellular protein transport; endoplasmic reticulum to Golgi vesicle-mediated transport. The record is from RefSeq and is a predicted model, not a curated record. Gene Ontology annotation, cellular component: ER to Golgi transport vesicle membrane; cytoplasm; endoplasmic reticulum.
GAAUUCUAAAAUGUUAGGGUGGAAAUCGCCUAUUAGUGUUAUUUCUGGGCGCAAAACGCAAUUCACUAUUAAAGAAUGGCCCAAAAAUGUAAUUGGAUCAAUUACUCAAUUAGCCCAAUUAAAGAAGCAAAUAAUUUCGAAAUCUGGAUUCAGGUAAACAAAAAAAACAAAAAAGAAAAUCCAUUAUCGAAAUCAAGUUUAUUACAUCCAAAUUGAAAGUAUUUGACCCGACCCUGUCAAAUCAAGCCUCUCUCUCUCCCCGGAAUCCUCCCCUUCUCUCUGGUCGAUCUCUUUCACAGUGCAUUGUGGAAGUUCAAGCAGUUCUGAUUCCUUUAGGCAGAGGAAGAUGGAUUUUGUAUCCAAGUACCAGGGCGUUGUGGGACGUGUUUUUGGAAAUGACAAUUCGAGCUCAAAUGACGAUAGUUAUGUCGAGAGGUUGCUUGAUCGCAUUAGCAAUGGCUCACUGGCUGAGGAUAGGAGGAGUGCCAUGGCUGAACUUCAGGCAGUCGUAGCUGAAAGCGGUGCUGCUCAGUUAGCUUUUGGGGCAAUGGGCUUUCCAGUAUUGUUGAGUGUCUUAAAGGAGGAGCGCGAUGAUGUAGAAAUGGUCCGAGGGGCUCUGGAAACUCUUGUAAGUGCCUUAACUCCUAUUGAGCACGCUAGAUCAUCGAAAAAUGAGGUUCAACCAGCGUUGAUGAACAGUGAUCUGCUUUCGAGGGAAAUAGAAAGCAUUUCUCUUCUUUUGAGUCUGCUGUCAGAGGAGGACUUCUACAUACGGUAUUACACAUUGCAGUUGUUGACAGCCCUUCUUACAAAUUCACCAAACAGACUACAGGAAGCUAUUCUAACAGUUCCUCGUGGUGUCACAAGGCUUAUGGAUAUGCUCAUGGAACGGGAGGUUAUACGCAAUGAGGCAUUAUUACUUCUCACAUACUUGACUCGCGAAGCUGAGGAAAUUCAAAAAAUUCUGGUCUUUGAAGGUGCCUUUGAGAAGAUCUUUAGCAUCAUUAAAGAGGAAGGUGGUUCUGAAGGUGGCGUCGUGGUGCAGGACUGUCUGGAACUAUUAAACAAUCUUCUCCGGAAUAACGCCUCGAAUCAGGUAUUGCUUAGGGAGACAAUGGGCUUUGAACCAUUGAUUUCAAUUUUGAAGCUUAGAGGAAGCACGUACAAAUUCACACAGCAGAAGACAAUAAAUCUACUCAGUGUGUUGGAUACCAUUGCCUUGAUACUGCAUGCUAGUUCACAAACUGAUCCUGGAAAAGACACCAAUGGGUCGGCAAAUAAAACAGUCUUGGUUCAGAAAAAGCUGUUGGACUAUCUUUUGGUGCUGGGAGUUGAGAGCCAAUGGGCACCUGUUGCUCUACGUUGUAUGGCGUUCCGAUGCAUAGGCGAUCUGAUUACCGAUCAUCCAAAGAACCGUGAUGCCCUUGCAAGUAAAGUACUUGGAGAGGAGCCGGAUGCUGAGCCUGCCGUAAAUUCCAUCCUUAGGAUUAUUUUGCGGACUUCUAGCGUGCAAGAAUUCAUUGCAGCUGACUAUGUUUUUAAGAGCUUUUGUGAGAAAAAUCCCGAGGGUCAAAAAAUGCUGGCAUCAACUUUGAUUCCUCAACCGCACUCAAUUGUUCAUGGUCAACUUGAGGAGGAUGUUAACAUGUCAUUUGGAAGCAUGCUAUUGCACGGUUUGACGUUGAGUGAAAGUGAUGGCGAUCUCGAGGCUUGCUGCAGAGCUGCUAGUGUCCUGUCACAUAUUUUGAAGGAUAAUAUUUACUGCAAGGAGAAGGUUCUUAAAAUUGAACUUGAAGCGCCUACACCAUCACUAGGUGGUCCCGAGCCUUUCAUGCACCGUAUGGUGAAGUACCUAGCUCUUGCCUCGUCUAUGAAAAAUAAAGACGGAAAUGCAAGCGCAUCCGGCUCUAUGUAUGUUCACCCAAUUAUUUUAAAAUUGCUAGUUAUUUGGCUCUUCGAUUGUCCAAGUGCGGUUCAGUGCUUCCUCGAUUCACGUCCUCAUCUAACAUAUUUGCUCGAGUUAAUAUCCAAUCAAACUGCGACUGCAUGUGUAAAGGGGUUGGCUGCUAUACUCUUGGGAGAGUGUGUUGUAUACAAUAAAACCAUCGACAAGGAUGCGUAUAGCAUUGUCGAUGCCGUAAGCCAGAAAAUAGGACUUACGUCGUACUUCCUAAAGUUUGAUGAAAUGCAGAAAAGCUUGCCCUUCACAUCUGCAAAGCCAGCUAUGGCACGCAAACCACUGAGCAGAUCUAUUGCCGCCAGCAUGUCGGAGAUUGAAGAUGUUGAAGAAAACGAGACCAACGAUCAGAAGAGUGACGACCCUCCGAUGCUAGAGAUGAUCCUUGAUUCGCGUUUUAUUGUCUUUGUGAAGAGGUUAGAGGCAAAUAUUAGAGAAAAAAUCGUGGAAAUUUAUAGCCACCCGAAGAGCCAGGUGGCAGUGGUCCCAGCAGAACUGGAACAGAACAGAGGGGAAAGUGAUGAGGAAUAUAUCAAACGGCUAAAAAGAUUUGUCGAGAAGCAAUGCCUCGAGAUACAGGACCUUUUGAGUCGGUACGCCACUCUGGUAGAGGACCUAACAAAAAGCGGUGGGAGUGGUUCAUCUCACACCGAACACAAAAGCAGCAGCGGCUCCGAGAGAGUUCAAAUAGAAACAAUGCGUAGAGAUCUGCACGUAUAUUCCCAAAGAUUGGAAACCCUCAAAGCAGAGAAAGCCAGAAUCGAAGCCGAAGCCUCGAUGCACAAGGACACAGCCAUUAAAACCGAAUCCGAUCUGAAGAGCUUGUCCGAUGCAUACAAUAGCCUCGAGCAGGCUAACGACCAAUUAGAGCGCGAAAUCAAAGCACUGAAGAGCAACGGUGGAUCUGCUGUGGCUGUACCGAAUAUCGAGGCGAUAAAGGCGCAAGCACGAGAAGAAGCUCAAAUGGAGAGCGAAGGUGAAUUGAGCGAUUUGCUUGUGUGCCUUGGGCAAGAACAGAGUAAAGUCGAGAAGCUUAGUGCUCGGCUUAUGGAGUUGGGUGAGGAUGUGGAUAAAUUGCUCGAAGGUAUUGGUGAAGAUACGGGAAUUCACGACGAUGAAGAUGAUGACGACGAGGAUGAAGAUUGAUUGUUAUGCAGUUUGCGAUUUUUAUUAUUAUUUACUUUCUUUUUCGGGUCGUUAUUUAUCGUCUUUGUUUUUGUACAUUAGUUAGUAAUUUGUACAGUGUUCCAAUAAAUUAUCUGUGUCGAAAUUUGGAAUGAACUUGGGUUUUUUCUUUUUUUUUUUUUUUUUUUUUUUUUUUUUCUCGUUGGGGUCGAUUUAGACUGUUAAUAUUGGCAUGCACGGAUUUUGCUCGGAUGACCGAUAUUUUUAUGCUUAACUGGGAAGAAUGUGUCGAAAGAAGACUUUUACCGGAUUAUUGAUGUAUAAUUAUCAUAAGGCUUGCUU